This is a messenger RNA of Ctenocephalides felis (cat flea), 4503 nucleotides long. RefSeq names its product zinc finger protein 236-like. Gene Ontology annotation, molecular function: DNA-binding transcription factor activity, RNA polymerase II-specific; RNA polymerase II cis-regulatory region sequence-specific DNA binding. The transcript has 28 exons. NCBI's taxonomy places the organism in Eukaryota, Metazoa, Arthropoda, Insecta, Siphonaptera, Pulicidae. Gene Ontology annotation, biological process: regulation of transcription by RNA polymerase II. Gene Ontology annotation, cellular component: nucleus. The annotation marks the transcript as partial. The record is from RefSeq and is a predicted model, not a curated record.
CUUAAAAGGAUUUUAAUGUAUCCAAUGUUUGUUUUAAAAUAAAUAUCUGUUAGGGUUCAUAUUAUUAUGCCAAAAGAAGACGAAAAUGAUAUUUUGUAUAUCAAUUUACCAAUACAAAUAGUUUCUGGCACAAAUGGCAAUGACAUCGGUUAUCAUAACAUAUUGCUCAAAAAAUUACCUGAUGGUAAUUAUGUUGUUGAACCCAAUCAGAUAAUUUUGCAAGAUGAGGAUAAUUUGCAAAGAAAUGAGAGUUAUAUGUUUAGCAGCGAUGUGGAACACCCCCAAGCAAAAGAUGUACCAAAAAAUAUUGGGCUCACUAUUUCUAAAAACAGUAAUAAGACACAGAAAAGUUUUGAACAAGAAACAUGCAAUGAAAUAUGUCAAAUUCCUGAGUGAACUUAAUGGAUUUGUCUCAGAGGAAAAUACUUUAUUGCCGGAGAAUCACAAUACCUUUAAAGUACAUAAGGUAGUAGAAGAAACACCUUUAGAGAAUAAAUAUCAAAAUAACAAACAAAUUCUACAAAAAGGACCAGGAAGACCAAGAAAAGAUGGCACUGUAAGACCGCGCAUUGAACGAUUGGGUCCAUUUCAGUGCUCCUUUUGUGAUAAAGAAUAUGAUCUAUAUGCAGAAUUACGCAAGCAUGAAAAACAGCAUAUAAAAGAAAAAACGUAUCAAUGUUCCAAGUGCAAUGCCUCAUUUAAUUUAAUGUGUAACUACAGGCUGCAUAUGGCAACUCAUGAGACAGAAUUGCAUUCCUGUCCAGAGUGUCAAAAGAUAUUCAGUAGACAAGCAAGCCUUCGAGCUCAUCUCAUGCUACACUGUGUAGAUGACAAUAUACUUUGCGUUAACUGUGGUGUUUCUGUUGAAACUCAGGCUUUGCUUGAGCAACAUAAAAAAGCAUGUGUUGAAGAAAAAUCUUAUCCAGGGAAAGAAAAUUUAUUAAGUCUUAAUUCAGAAAACACUGGUGGUAAAAAGACCAAUCAUGGAAAACUAAAGCAUGGGAAAAAAUUAAAUUGUAGCAUUUGCAAAAAGUAUUUUAAAAAACCAAGUCAAUUAGAAAGGCACUUUCGGUGUCACACUGGUGAAAAACCAUAUAAGUGCCAUAUAUGCAAUAGAGGCUUUUCUCAAAAAGGAUCAUUGAUUAUACACAGAGUCAAACAUACAGGUGCUAAACCGUAUUCCUGUACUUCUUGUCCAGCAAAAUUUGCUCAAAAAGGCAACCUUGUAGCGCAUCGAAAACGCGUGCACCCAGUCAAUAUAGAAAGUGUUAAAAUAGGUACUCCAAAGAAAGUUUUCUCAUGUCAGAAAUGUUCUUGUGUAUUUAAAAGAUUGGGAAGUUUGAAUUCUCAUAUGAACAAACUACAUUCACCUGCAAACAUAUCGACGACAGAAAAUAGUCCAAUGAAUAACAUUAAACUUGUUAUGAAUCAAUUGUCAGAGCUGCAAAAUAUGACAUCUAAUAUAGAUGUUUUACAACAGGCAGUCAACAAUAGUGGCCUCGAGAAAAAGUAUUGUGCUCCGACCUUAACGUCGCCGAAAGAGGAGCCAGGAAACCAUACUGUGAAUAACAUUACAGUAUUUGACAAUCUGCAUGGUGAUAAAUUGCGUUGUUAUGUUGUCAAGCAACGAAAGAUUGGUGGCAUCAAAUGGCGGCAGUGUAACUACUGUACUAGAGAAUUCAGAAAACCUUCUGAUCUGAUUAGGCACUUGAGGAUACAUACUAAGGAAAAACCAUUUAAGUGUCCUCAGUGCUAUCGUAGAUUUACUGUAAAAUCAACACUAACAGCCCACCUUAAGACCCAUACUGGAUUGAAGACUUUUGUGUGUCCUAUAUGCCAGAAACUUUUUUCAUCAUCAUCAAGUUUAAAAGUACACACGAGGUUACAUACCGGAACGAAGCCUUUUAUAUGUCGUGAAUGCGACAGGUCAUUUCGUACAUCGAGCCAACUCCAAACACAUUUCGCUACAAAUUGCACGAGCGAUAAUAAUCCGAAAAUAUGUGAUCAGCAGAUUGUUGAACAGACUUCAGAAAUCGAAGAGGCUAAAUUCAAUGAUAUCAGUUCCAGUGAACACUAUUAUAUUUGUACAACUUGUGGCAGGAGCUUUCAUGAUGAAAACAUUCUAAAUGAUCAUCUGUUGACGCAUACGUCAUUAGAUACUUUCAAAUGUUUGGUUAGUAAUUGUUCAAUGUAUUUCAAUACUGCGUCUGCUUUAAAAAUACAUAUGGAGAAACAUAAUGAGGUUAAAUAUUACAUUUGUCCAUCAUGUCCAAAAACCUUCAAAACGAAAGUUAAUUGCCGCGAACAUAGGGAGCUGCAUAAGGAAAAUGAAAAUCUUGAACAAUAUACAAUCGCAACAAAUACAAAAUUACAAAAAAAUUGUGAAUCGAUACAAAGUCAACCCACAGCUUUCACACAUUUUUUGAUUACUUCAAAUGAUAAUAUAAUUACCACUAAACAAGAAAAAUGUGUUGAAAAUAUGAAAGAGGACAAUUGCACUAAUGAAGAUAUAAAACAGAAUUUUAAUUCAGCUCUAUUAGACCAUGUGUUGCCGAUAAGCAAUUGUAUAAUGCUGCCAAAAGAUUUAAAUAUUAUUACUAAAAGUGAUCAUUAUUCUGGGGAAAGAGUUGUUAUUGAUAAUACUUCAGCAAACUUAUUUCAAGUUUCUGGAAUUUUGCAAUCUACAGAAGGCACAAAUAUGCAAAAUGUAGUAUCAGUCAAAAGUGAUCCUAAUAUUAGUUUAAAUGAUUAUUCAAAUGAGGAUACUAGUAUACCACUGUUCACAUCCAACAAUCAAUCAACUUUGUUGGUCACCACAAAAUCUUUAAAUGAUCAACCUGUUAAUGCACUGAGUAAUAUGAAUGCUAAUGCUCAAGAGAAUGUGGCCUCAUAUUUAAUCAGUAAUUUACAAUAUUCAAACCAGAAUUCUACCAACAACGAUGAAGAAACUGAGCAAAAUGCUUCACUCUGCAAAUACUUUAAUGAAAAUUCAGUUAAAUCACCUGUUAGUGUUAUCACAAAUAAUAUAUUACUAAAAAACCUGAUGGUAAAUUUCCAAAAUCAAUUUGAUAUUUUAUGUCUUGAUGAUCAAGGGAGCUCAUUAGAUAUUUUGGGAGAAGAAAACUGCAUUCAGGACGAACAAAAUUAUAUUUCAGAACAACAAGAUCAACUGAUUCUAUCGCCAGCAUCACCUUCAUUCACACACUCUUGUGUUGAUGAUGUUCAACCAGUUGAUUUUAGUUGUGGCAACAGAGAAUCUAGUGAGCAAGUGGAAUGCCAAAAUGAUCAAAUUGAUGAAUUUGGUGAAAAUGUUCAAUGUACCGAAAAUGUUCUACAAGAAACAUCCGAAAAUGACAUGGGCAGAGGAAGAAACAUGGAGCCUCAAUUUGAAAUGAAAUAUGUGCCUGAUAUUGAAGACAAUUAUAGCACAAACUCAUUAAGAACAUUUUCACCAAAUGUCAAUGAAAAUCAAUUAGAUGAAACAGGUACAGAUUCAGAUAAAUAUAUAAGAUGCAAAACUAAAAAUCUUAGUGCAUCAGAGCAAGCAUUUCUAGACUACAUUAACAAUCAGCACAAAGUAAUGACAUUGAAUAACACGGCACAGCAUCCAAAUAAAUGUUCUUAUUGUGUGAAAUCAUUUAAAAAACCAUCAGAUUUGAUCAGACAUAUCCGUGUGCAUACAGGUGAAAAACCGUACCCAUGCAAUGUAUGUCAUAAGAAAUUUUCACUAAAAACAUCUUUGGAUUGUCAUAUGACUACCCACAAUAAGUCAAAUAAAACAGUAGUUUGCAGUGUCUGUAAUAGUUCAUUUAGCACCAAAGGAAGUCUGAAGGUGCAUAUGCGAUUGCAUACGGGUUCUCGACCAUUCGAAUGCCCUUUAUGCAAAAUGACAUUUAGAACUUCUGGACAUAAACGAGCUCAUCUUCUAGUUCAUUACAGAGGAGCCACCAGAGAAGGCAAAAAUCCUAAAGAUAUAAUUACUAAAGGGAAUAAGGUAUUGAAUAUUAUGGGACCACUUACAAGUAACAUCAGCAAUUAUUCUCAAACAAUUGAGAAUGCGCAAAUUAGUGAUCAUGAAGCUGUUAGUGGCCUCAACUUUGGCGAAAAUGCUGAAUAUUUAUGUAAAAAUUUGGAUGUACAGUUGCUUCAAGGCUCUUUUGAAAAAUCAGUUUCCACAAAAGAUUCUGUCUUAAAAUUCAAUACAAUAAGUGAGCAAAUAUUGGCAGAUACAACAUCGCCAAAGAAACAGAUUCAGAAGAAGUUACAUAUGCAGCAAUGUGAUAUCUGUGAUAAAACUUUUAAGAAGCCUUCACAAUUAAUGAGGCAUAAGUUGAUUCAUACUGGGGAACGGCCUUUCCAGUGCAACGUGUGCUCUAAAACAUUCAAUCAAAAAAAUGGAUUGGAUACUCACAUGAGACAUCAUACUGGUCUUCGUCCUCAUGAUUGUCCUUACUGUUCCAAAAGCUUCUCUCAGAAGGGUAAUUUAAAAACUCACAUUAUCAG